Molecule: messenger RNA, 1892 nt
Organism: Sesamum indicum (sesame)
Lineage: Eukaryota; Viridiplantae; Streptophyta; Magnoliopsida; Lamiales; Pedaliaceae
Product: homeobox protein knotted-1-like 1
Biological process (GO): regulation of DNA-templated transcription
Cellular component (GO): nucleus
Molecular function (GO): DNA binding; DNA-binding transcription factor activity, RNA polymerase II-specific
Source: RefSeq, a predicted model, not a curated record
GAUACGGAGGUUUUAAUGAUUACACACACACACACACACCCCUCUCUUCUAAUCCUAGUAAAAGUGCUCUAGUUUGUUACUGUUGGCAGAGUGGAGAGAACGUUCGUGCGCCUAAUUCUCAGCCCCCUGUCCGCACAAUAUAUCUCUUUUUAUCUCUUCUAGUCUUUCCCAAAAACCCACCCUUUAAUUUCCUUAACUCUCUACCACUCUGUGUUGUGUGUGUGUUUUUGUUACUGUCUACAGUCUUUCCUUCUCCGUGUUUAUAACAGAAAGUUAUGGGUCUGGUCUCUUUUUAACUUUUUUCUCAGCUUGGAAAGUCUAAGGUGUUAACUCUCUCUCUCUCUCUCUCUCUCUCUGUAAGAGUUCUUGAAAUCUUUUGCCCUACUGUUCUUUUUCUUUUGUUAUAGGGUCUAAAAAUCAUCCAAGUUUCCAGCAUUAAUCCUUUGUGUUGAUGAUCACCGUUUCCAAGUGAACAAUGAGUACCUAAGAAUCACUGUUUCGUAUCAUGAUUUUGCUGGCCUCUCCCACAUGGGAUUUCGGUUUAUCCACAUACAGACACACACAAACACACAUGGCUGUGUGUUUCAUCGAGAAUGACAAUUGCUCUCUGAAUUGCAAAUUGAUAUAGGGGGUGGGGGUGGGGGGGCCUGUUCAUAUACCCUCUGCAAGAACUGUUAGGAGUUAGUAGUGAUGGAUGAGCUAUACAGGUUUCAGUAUUCCUCUAUCUCAUGCCCUGUUGACAGUAAUUUUCUUGGAGAUGGCAGCAGCAGUAGCGGUAUUAUUGCUGGCCUCAGCGAUCACCACAAUCUGGUCUUAACAGCGCCACGAGCUGCUGAAACUCAUGAAGAAGCUACAGCGUUGGAGAUGUCAGAUAUAAUCAAAGCCCAGAUUGCUAGUCACCCUCUUUAUCCCACCUUACUUUCUGCCUACAUUGAGUGCAGAAAGGUGGGAGCACCACCAGAAAUGGCUUCACUUCUUGAAGAAAUCAGCAAAGAAACCCACCCCAUGCCUACCUGCACUCACAUUGGAAUAGAUCCUGAACUUGAUGACUUUAUGAAAUCAUACUGUGAGGUUCUACACAAAUACAAGGAGGAGCUCUCAAAGCCUUUUGAUGAGGCCACAAGUUUCUUGAGCAGCAUAGAGUCUCAGCUCAGUGAUCUCUGCAAGGAAACCCUACCAUCACCAUCACCAACCUCUUAUUCUUCUUAUCAUUCUGCUGAUGACGGUGGUGGUCCUUCCGAUGAGGAUCCGAGUUGUGGAGAACUAGAAGCACUUGGAAGCCAAGAAUCUACAGGUAACCGUCAAGGUGAUCACGAGCUAAAAGAAAUGCUUAUGCGCAAAUACAGUGGCUACCUCAGCAGUCUGAGAAAGGAGUUCUUGCAGAAAAGGAAAAAGGGUAAGCUACCCAAGGAUGCAAGAACUGCCUUGCUGGAAUGGUGGAACACACACUACAGGUGGCCAUAUCCCACGGAAGAAGAGAAAAAUUGGCUGUCAGAAAAAACUGGAUUAGACCAGAAGCAGAUCAACAACUGGUUCAUUAACCAGAGGAAACGACACUGGCGACCAUCUGAAGAUAUGAGAUUCGCUCUUAUGGAGGGUGUAAGUGGCGGUGCUAACGCAGGAUCCGUCUACUUUGAUGCAGGGGGAGGAACCGGAGGGGUUGGCACUUGAACGCAUAACCCGUUGUAAGCAUUCCAUUUUUCUGCGAACGCCGGCUGGCUAGCUAGUAGUAGGUGCUGCUGCUUGAGUAUAUCUUAGCAAACUCAACUGCAUGAUGUGCAUGCUUGUUUUCCUUGACUUGCAUGAAAAACUGGCUUCCAUCUUUCAGUGCAUAACAAGCGCAUAGCUUGUUUGAUUAUCCAAUUCAUGAAAAAUAGAAUGAAUUUAUGUAA